AUGGCGCAACUGCGAAGCGUGAGUUCGGGAACGGACGUCCUCUCCAUGUCCGCAAGGUCGACGAGAGCUACGCUUCCUCAUGCAGCCGCACCGCCUGCCUACGUCUCAAUAGCCGAAGCCGAGAACUUAGUCUACGCAGAGAUUGAGCAGGCGGUCAAGAUCUCGAACGGCGCACUGCAAUUGCUCAAUGGGUUCCUCGAUCAAAUACUCUACGACAUUUUGGCGAAAUCGCAGUCGAUCACCCUGACCGCAAUCCGCGCCGCGAUCCCGCUAGUACUGAAACAGAGGUUGGGACGUGCUGCGAUAAAGGCCGGAGAUGAUGAACUGCAGGACUACUUGGAAGAAUAUGAGCUGGAAGAAAUCCAAAACACCGCACCUGUCCUUGAUCCUAGAUCUGAGUUCGAUGUCGACCUCGCCUGGAAACUCGCCAGACUACGAUGUAUGGUUUAUGCCAAGCUUGGAGAUAUGGAAGAAGAAGAUGAAGAGGACUAUCUCGAAGGCGAUGACGUGAGGGAUCAUUUAAAUCAGUUGAGGGAGGCGAACAAGGUUAUUGAUCGGAUCUUACCACCCACUGCCAUCUUCCUUACCACGGUACUGGAGUUCAUUGGUGAGCAAGCCCUGUGCAUAGCCGCUCAGCACGCGCGAAAGCGACACGCUCAUCUCAACGAUACCGCUCGGACAGCACCAAUCGGGCGAGCAGACAUCACCAUCUUGUUGGAAGAGAUAGACAUGUCGGGCAUAGGCAAAGAAGGACCUCUGAUCCGACUUUGGCGCUCGUGGAAGGGCAGUGUCCGCGCCGGUAGCACUACAUAUUCGCGCCCUACCACGCCCAACAUCUUGUCGCCCACGAGCCCUGAAUCACCCACGCAAGAAUGGAGAUUUCCUACUGCCCCAGCAAUCCCUCCGAUCAAGGAAGAGAGCCGAUCUGUUACCCCAGCCAACAUACCGCUGCCAGUUACUGACAAAGAUGUCGAAGAGAUUGAGGCGCCUGAAGGUGGAUCUACUGCCAAAGCGGAGGGCAAGAUCCAGCGCCCUGCCAUUGGAAAGCGGAAUUCCACAAAUAUGCUGAUCAUGCCUGGCCAAUAUCCAAAUUCCAAACCCCUGAAUGACAGUGCGGACAGGCCACAGAUGAGCAGAACAAGAUCACGAUCAGUACCGACUUCUCCGGUGCUUUCUCCAAGGACACCAUUAGAGCUUCCACGGAAAGACUCCAGCCCUAUCGGCGCUGCUAGCCCAAGUGAGCCACGCUUGCACCAUGGAGAUUCUCAACAGCGCAACGAGGAGGGCUCAUCUGGUCUACGCUCAACUGCAAUCGGUGCUACUGUUGCUACGAUUGCCGGCGCUCUCAGCGUGGAAGCAGCCAAGGUGUUCCGCAGGGAUCACCCAACAGACUCGGCCUCUCCCGCAUCUCCCGAGUCUGCCGUAGAACCUCACUCGUCCAUCAAUACGGCAAAUGACAUCGAACGACUGCACAGCCCUUUGCGAGCACCGACUGCUGUCACUGAUGUCGCAGAAAGAGAGACGCAGGAGGUCGCGUCCGAAGCGGAAGAUCCGGCAUUGGGCUUAAGCGCUGACGAGGGGACUGACGUGGACACCGAGCGAAUAAAUCCUAGGGAUUCUGGAUUCGGAGUUGCUGGGGCUGAGGACGAGAUGCCUCAGCACGGCGACGUGGCAAAUGCCGUCUAUGAGCCAUCAACCAUCGACCACACACCUAACGACGAAGUUGGAGCUCAGGGUGAUGCGUUUGCCCCAAGCACGCGAUCUUCCAACGUUGGAUAUGCGACAAUCUUUCAGACACCGGACAUGAAUGCCGGCUACAGCAGUUCGAACUCGACUCGCAACUCCGGCCCAGGAAUGGCUCGUCCCGAAGAACCCGCUGCUGCGAUGAAAGCGAGCACAACAGCCGGUGGACCCGUAUCUUCUGCAUGGCCUGCCGUUAUUCCAAAUCGGAGGUCCUCGUUGGAGCAAAGGGAACCAGAACAGUCCAACGCUCGCCUCGUUAACCAGUUUACACAAUCCCUGUCACACCAACAGAUGAUGGAGCAACCGGUCCCUCGCUUCGCAACAUCCGCAUAUGCGCGUUCAAGGAGCGCUAGCGCGAACCAAGGGAGACCUUCGACUUCUGGUUCUUCGACAGCUCGACGACAACACCUUCGACUUCGGUCAGAAGAUGCCGAGGUACGACAGCGCGAGGAUCUAGACAGAGCAAAGAAGAGUCUCGAUCUUCUAAUUGACAGCGACGAAACGCUGCAUUAUACGCUGACGCCCGCAUCCGCUACAGUGGGAGGCAGACUAAAGGCCCGAAGUCAAACUCAGGCAUUAGCGGACUUCUUCAGCGAUACGGCACCUCCCGAACAAGACAUGCGGCCGAAGUCCUCUCGUUCCGCAAAGGGUAGUCUAAACGGUCUUCGAGCGAACCCUCCAACCCCAGUCACAGUCAAAGCGCCACCAAGUCAACCGCCUGUGCCCUCGCCUUCUAGGCCUAGGAAUCCUGUAGGCGAGCCACGCGAGGCCAGGAUGGUGCGCAAUAACACUCGAGACCUUGCCGACUACGCACGGUCCACGGGUCCCGAAAACGAGGCACAGCUUCCCAAGUCGCUUGGCCCUCGCCCUUCUACCGCCCAGGGGACGAAGACAGACUUUUCUCUGAGAGAAAAGGCUCUCGCUGAGGACAAUCGUCCUGACACAGCCAAGACUGCUAAUCGCUUGAAAUAUCAGGCACGAGACGCGAAAGUGCCCAGAACUGCCGAUAGUUCGGACCUGAUCGAUUUUAUCAGAGAAGGUCCUCCACGGGCGCCUGGAGAACAUCGGAUCGAUCGCCACGUGGCACCAUUCCGAACGACAAUGGAUUCUGACGAUCUCAACGCGCUAGCACCUCCUCCAGAGCUUGAUCCGAAGCCACGUAAUUCGGAGGCAAGUGUACCAGAAAGUGCCAUCACGGCCAAAUCGAUGCCAUCGUCUCUGAAUUCGCGGACGGGUCUACUUGACUCAACAAACCGUGUGGCUAGCAAGCCUAUGAAUGGCGUAAAUGCUGUUUCGAAACAACCAGCCAUCCCCGAGGCAGAUGGUAUGCCCAAAAGAACACGAAGACGGGUUCGGGACCCAUAUGCCAUUGAUUACAGCGAUGAAGAGGAUGAAGUGGAACAAUUCGAGGCACCGCCGAGGAGGAGGACCGAUGAAGAGUCACUAGUUGACUUCUUACGCAAUACCGCGCCGCCUCCGGGGAUGGCCACGCUCCCAAUCCUCGCUGCAGUCCCUGGUCCAACGCAACCGGACGCGUCCAACAUGCUGAAACGAUCGGCUAGUGGCUCCAAGUUGAAGGAUUUCUUACCCGGGGGGCAAUCAGCCAACAAGAACAACGGGGACGCAAAUGGCACCGGAGCAACACCUGCUUCGCGUCCCGUCAACAUAGCACGAGCGUCCUCUCCACAUCUCACACAAGCGGGAUCGAAGCUGGACAAAUACAAACCAACAACUCCGACACACGCAGCACAUGUUGACCGAAACCGCACGCAGACGAAAGCUCGAGUUGAGCCAAGAGGUGCGUCGGGCAUCUCGAACGGCGGCAGUACGGCAGAUCUUGCAGCGUUCCUCAAAGACUCGAGACCGCCGCCUGGGAUGAAUGAGAAGCCAGUGCAGAAGUUCAAUACUUCCUUGCAGAGGGACCAGGCUGGGUUUAUGAAGUUCUUUCAGAGGAGGGGAAGUGUGAGAAAAUGA
Messenger RNA from Cladophialophora carrionii CBS 160.54, 3717 nucleotides. RefSeq lists its product as uncharacterized. The coding region runs from base 1 to 3717 and encodes 1238 amino acids. The transcript has 2 exons. Lineage: Eukaryota; Fungi; Ascomycota; Eurotiomycetes; Chaetothyriales; Herpotrichiellaceae. The record is from RefSeq and is a predicted model, not a curated record. Gene Ontology annotation, molecular function: protein heterodimerization activity.